UCAUCGUCCUCUUUGCAAUAUAUAUGUAUAAAUACAUAUAUUUAUAUUCUUCACAUUUAACUGCAAACUCGAACGUCUCUCAGCUUGUUUAAUUACUCAGUACUACUCUUAUUGAUCACUUCCAGCUACUGCUUAAUCUUAGUACUCAGUUCAGUUCAGUCGCUCUAUGGAUGUGUCCUCUCACUUUUCCGACCCAAUUCCAUAUGGGUUGGAUUUCUGGGCGGCGGCUGACGUGCCGGAGAGGUCAGACGGCGGGAGUAGCAGGCCGGCGAACUUCUCCGACGAGGAGGUGAUAUUGGCGUCGAGCCACCCGAAGAAGCGGGCGGGGAGGAAGAAGUUCAGGGAGACGCGGCACCCGGUGUACCGCGGCGUGCGGCGGAGGAACUCCGGGAAAUGGGUGUGCGAGGUGCGGGAGCCGAACAAGAAGUCGAGGAUAUGGCUGGGCACCUUCCCUACCGAGGAGAUGGCGGCGAGAGCUCACGACGUUGCGGCUAUUGCGCUGAGGGGCAGGCUGGCUUGUCUCAAUUUCGCCGACUCGGCUUGGAGGCUGCCGGUGCCGGCGUCUACUGACCCCAAGGAUAUUCGGAAGGCGGCGGCUGAAGCGGCGGAAGCCUUCCGCCCGUCCAAGCAGGAGGACUCCAAGGUGGCAAUGCCGGGCGAGACGGUGUUUUUCAUGGAUGAGGCGGUUUUCGAGUGGCCGGGAUUGCUGGGGGACAUGGCAAAAGGGUUAAUGAUGCCGCCACCAGAAUGCAGCGGAGCACAUGGAUUUUCCGGAGAGGAGGUGGAGUCUGAUGCUGAAGCUGAGCUCCCACUGUGGAGUUUCUCAAUGUAGUUAUGAGUAGCUUUACGUUUGAUAAGUAGAAAUAUAUAUUGAGCUUCUUAAGGCGUUCCGUGCUGAGGUUUUUGAUAAGUACGGAUGAAUGGUAGUUAGAUUUACGAUAUGAUAUCAAAUAGAAUAAAGUGGUAAAGCUGUAAUAUAUGUAAGAAGAGCCAGUUUGUUGCCAUACUUGGUAACUGGAGUGUAAGCUUUGUCUCUAUGCAAGAGACACGCAAAUGUCUAAAACAUUGACUUGUCAAAUUUUCUGACCCUUGGUUUAAACUUUUUAAA
Molecule: messenger RNA, 1108 nt
Organism: Diospyros lotus (date-plum)
Lineage: Eukaryota; Viridiplantae; Streptophyta; Magnoliopsida; Ericales; Ebenaceae
Product: dehydration-responsive element-binding protein 1A-like
Exons: 1
Coding region: 167-832 (221 amino acids)
Biological process (GO): regulation of DNA-templated transcription
Molecular function (GO): DNA-binding transcription factor activity; DNA binding
Source: RefSeq, a predicted model, not a curated record